AGUCUCAAUCGUGGCGCUCCCUCGCACGGACUAGCGGGAAAUUCGCCGGGAAAUUUCCACGAGACGCGGACGCGAACUAAAGUUUUCUUCUGGCCAGAGAAGGAAAUUUUGUGUUUUUUCGUUAUCGAUCGACUGUAAACAAUUAAAGUGACUGACUAGAUUGUUAUUGAGUGAGAUUUUGACGUUGAAAUUGAAGAUUUUCAUUGAAAAAAUCGGAUGAUUUGGUUUCUGCAUUGAGCAGAAAGAUGCGGAAACCAGGACAACCUUAAAGAAGAUCUAUUUUGUGUGAAAAAUUCGGGAAAAUUUCAGAACAGGAAAAAUAAAUUCGUACAAUUAAUUUUGUUUAGUGAGUUUGGACGUUUUUUUUCUGAAAAUUAAUAUCAUACAGUUAAAUCGCGAAAUGAAAUAAAUGUGAUAUAUAAUGUAGUUAAUUUCGUGAAGUAAAUAAAAACAAUUAUUAGUGGAGAAUGACGAUGGAUACUGAUGAGGCUUCAGCCGCCGGGCCUAGUACUGCUCAGGAUAGGGAACCGACAGCUCCGGAACCAAAACCGACAGUUCCUGAGUCAAAUAUCAGCACUCAAAGGGUAUUCAAGAAAUCGUCUCCCAACAACAAGCUGACCAUGUACCUGUCAAGUCGUGAUUUGGUAGUGUCGCAUGGUUGUAUCGAUCGGCUUAUAGGAGUGCUAUUAAUAGAUCCCGAGUUUGUGGACAGUAGGAAGGUGUAUGGACAAAUUACGUUAACGUUUCGGUACGGCAGGGAAGAUGAAGAGGUGAUGGGUCUGAAGUUCUGUAACGAAGCUGUCAUGUGUUUGACCCAACUUUACCCGCCCCCCACGCGGCCUGUCUUCACCACGCCCUUACAGGAGGCACUUUUAAAACGGCUUGGUUCCAACGCGUACCCAUUCACAAUGGAAAUAACACCCCUGGCACCACCAAGCGUCCAGUUGGUACCAGCAAAGGAGUAUAACGGUGCUCCAAUUGGUACUAGCUACGACGUUAGAGCUUAUGUUGGUAUCGACCCCAAGUUUGCAUCGUUUUUGUCGCCUGCCGAAAGAAUGGACGAGAAACUGCACAAACGCACCACCGUGCGGAUGGGAAUCCGCGUGGUGCAAAGAGCCUUUGCUCCCCCCUCACCCUACCGCUACGUGCCGGGGUAUGGCGGUCGCACUACCAAGGAACAGGCAAAAUUCAACCGGAAAGCCUUGUUGUUCGGCUGCAAAAGCGCCCCAUUAGAUAAUAGAUUUUUCGCGGCUCAGGGAAAAUCUAGAUCGGUGGAAGCCGUGACCACCAUUCAACCAGUGACAGAGGCGUGCAGGGACAUAUCAGUGGCGCACCAUUCUAUGCCGGAAUGCCGGAACAAAGAUACCGAAUUUGUGGACAAUGAAGCAAAUCAAGAAACAACUCCCAACCACAACAGCGGUGGUCCAGCCGAGGCAGAUUUUGACAAAGAAAACAACAGACAAUCGCCGACGCUCUUCAACGGCACGUCGUUAAGUGAUCACGAGGAACCGGAACCGGAACCGGAACCGGAAAUGCUGCCCAAAUCCAGUUGCCGGAGAGCGUCAAAGAUGGCGGCUACUCGGUCGCAGAGCGUGGAAAGCAACGAGGACCGCAUCUGCGACCACUACCGAUCCCUCUGCAGCGCCAAAAGGCCGUCGCUGGCCGCCUAUAUGGCCGGAGUGCCUAAUCCCAAGGCGGCCGUGGAAAAGCCCUUUAUGCUAAGCGACGGCAAAGUCUUCCUGUCCGCCAGUCUGGACAAGGCCAUCUAUUCGCACGGCGAGGAGGUCCGAGUCAGCGUCCACAUCAGGAAUAACAGCACCAAAACCAUCAGAAGGAUAAAGGUAUUCAUCGUACAACACGUGGACGUCUGUAUGUUCAGCAACGGGAAGUUUAAAAACGUUGUAGCGAUAUACAGUGACAAAGAGAGCUGUCCCAUUCACACUGGCGAAACCGUCACCAAAACCUACACCUUACUUCCGCUAAACACUAGUACAAAAAACUGGAUCGCCUUGGAGGACACCUACACAAAGUCCAGCUCGAAUCUGGCAAGCACAGUCUGCUCUUCAUCCGGCAAUUCGGAAGAUAGGAAUGUUUUUGCCAUUUAUGUAUCCUAUUAUGUUAAAGUGAAACUAUUGGCCAGCGUGAUGGGUGGUGACGUCAGUCUGAAGCUGCCCUUCACCCUAAUGCACACGUGCACGGACUACAACAGCGAAACGUUGACCAGGGUGAAAAAAAUUGACACGGAAAACAGAAAAUAUGUCCCGAAUCAGUCUCCGAAAUGUCAACGAGGCACCGAGGAUGACAUCAAGCCGGCCAAGGAUGGGACGUGAGAUAAAGAAAAAGUAGUGGUAGAAAUAAACAAAACCGAUCUUCACCCCAGCGACGUAAAUCCCAAACCUUCCAUCAUCGUCCAAUCCCCCAGCCAAACCACCAACCAAUCCGACUCAAACCCCACCAGUCCCGCAGCCAACGUUGCCAGACGUCGUCCCAGCACCCUAGAAAUCGGAAAAGAACCGGAGGAUCCGCUCCAAUCCAUCAGGAACCUGUCGCAAUCGCCCCGACACCAGGUCGACUCGUUCGGCAGCCGGCAACGUCGCAAGUUCCCGGACCUGGACGAGAUCCUGCCCGUCGUGUCCGCGCAUAGGGACGAAUCGGACAGUGACGUAGCGUCGAAACUGAACGGGCAGCGGAACGAGGGUAGUACCAAAGUGUGUGAGUGUUCGGAGGAGUUCGGGGACGAGGAGGAACGGCGCGGAUUAGUGUACAAUUUGACGAAAGCGUUUUGUUGCUUGAGGACGACCAGACGCGGAUCAUAGCAGUAGAAAUGAAUAUGAGUUAGAAUAUUGUAAAUAUGGAUCUUAGGUCUUGUAACCUGUGUGGAUAUAUCGAUACCAAGUAAAUUCUUAGGUACGUCACAGAAAUUCCGCCACCCUAAAAUUUUGACUAAGUUUGAUUAGGGUCCGAAUUCUGAACACCUGACCGAUUGACUUGAAAUGUUAACACUGAAUAGAGAUAUAUGUAAGAAUCAAAAGUUACGUAGUAGCGAUGUGUGCUUUCACCCUGGGGGUGAGUGCCACCCUUUCUUGUGGGUGAAAAAUAAAUCACCCAUUUUAAUUGCAAAAAUCAA
Molecule: messenger RNA, 3127 nt
Organism: Sitophilus oryzae (rice weevil)
Lineage: Eukaryota; Metazoa; Arthropoda; Insecta; Coleoptera; Curculionidae
Product: arrestin homolog
Exons: 14
Coding region: 468-2330 (620 amino acids)
Biological process (GO): G protein-coupled receptor internalization; signal transduction
Cellular component (GO): cytoplasm
Molecular function (GO): G protein-coupled receptor binding
Source: RefSeq, a predicted model, not a curated record